AUGUCGACGGGUUUGGCAAGGGGAGGUGGGAUUUGCAGAGGGGAGAGAGGCGAGGUCAUAUUUGGCUUCACUACGGGCUUUGGGAUAGCUUCUAACACCAGAGUAGAAUUCAGGGCCAUCCAUGAUGGGCUGUUUCAUUGCCUUAGAAAGGGACUCUCUAAAAUCAUCAUUGAAUCUGAUUCUUUGUUGGUGAUCAAUCUCAUUUCUGGGAGUUUCCGCCCUGGCUGGAAGUGGAAAUACUGGCUAUCUAGGAUUAAAGGGCUGCAGAUUAUAAGGGAAGUGAAGUUUCAGCAUAUCCUGUGGGAGGGUAAUGGGCUGGCAGAUAGGCUGGCCAGAAUGGGCAGUGAGGCCCAGUCAUCAGCUAUCUUCCACGCAGUCUCUGACCUCCCUAGGGAAGUUAAGGGCCUAAUCUUCCUUGACAAGGUGGGGUUGGGGACGCUCAAGUGCUAG
Molecule: messenger RNA, 450 nt
Organism: Magnolia sinica
Lineage: Eukaryota; Viridiplantae; Streptophyta; Magnoliopsida; Magnoliales; Magnoliaceae
Exons: 1
Coding region: 1-450 (149 amino acids)
Molecular function (GO): RNA-DNA hybrid ribonuclease activity; nucleic acid binding
Source: RefSeq, a predicted model, not a curated record